AUGCCGAGGUUCCCAGUGUCCCCGUACUGGUCCUCAAACCCGAACAUUCCAAUAUUUCUCGACCAGGGCGAAGAUCGCGAGGAGCACAAGGAGCGCAAGGAGGAUAAGAACACGUCAAAUUCUGUACAGCCAAGACAUGUACCGGAGCAUGUUUGUCCUACCUGUGAAACAAGCUCGAGGGAUACGCCAAUCCACUGCGUGUCCGUAUCACCAGCCGCCGCACCGCCUUCAUACAACUCCAUCACCCCGCAAGUGCCACCAUAUCGACAACACCUAGCUGUACCUACCCUUACGAUUGAGACACCCCGCGAAAGUUGGUCCAGACCACAAGCUCCUAGCCGCACACUUCAGAUCGAUGAUGAAGGCAGACCGCAAGUUCGGUUCCGUCGGAAUGCCUUCUCCCCACUUUCUCCUACAACGACCGAGUUCGAUGAACUCGACUGGGGCCGCAAGAGCCAGGUUGGCUUGGGCAUCUCGGAUACACCUUUCAAACAUGACAUCAGUCCGAUCACGCCUGGUACAGCAGAGAGGAGAGGGGAAGAACGCAGCGAGAGCACGCAAAACGCUUCUAAUUUCGCCCAACGCGUCGAGCAGAAGCUCUGGAAUUAUACCUCCUCUCACAACGUCGUCAAGAGGUGGAUAAUAGAGAUCAUCAGCUGGACUUUGAGUGCCGCAUGUAUGGCUGGUAUAUGCGUGAUGCUCUUCGUCUACAAGAACAAAACCAUACCGAGAUGGCCCUUGGGUCUAACUUUGAACGCGUACAUUUCUGUCCUGGCUAAGGUUGCAUCCGCUGCUCUCAUGCUGCCUGUGUCAGAAGCGCUGGGACAAUUGAAGUGGAGUUGGUUUCAAGGCGACAGCUCGAAGAAGUUGUGGGACUUUGAGCUCUUCGAUAGUGCUUCUCGAGGUCCCUGGGGAUCUUUUCUUCUCCUUGUUCGCACGAAAGGGAAGACCCUCGCGGCUCUUGGUGCAGCUGUUACCCUUAUGGCUCUUGCUUUGGAUCCUUUCUUCCAACAAGUCGUUGAAUACCCGGAAGUCUGGCGACUUCAAGAGGGUCAAGGCGGUAUACAGAGAGCGUUUGGCUACGAACCUUUCGCCCAGGGUCAAGAAUUCCGGAACGGGACUCAAAACGUGGACACUGACGCAACUAUGACUGGAAUUGCAGCCCGAUUCUUCUACGACAACGGGACCAUGUCGGUCACGUUUGGAAGAGGUAUUCGCUCAGAAGUUCCCCUGGCAUGCCCUCACAGCAAUUGUACUUGGGAAACUUAUGAAACUCUUGGUGUCCACAGCGAGUGCGUAGAUGCAUCCGACAAGCUGGAAUUCAAAUGCCAGAGGGCAAAAUUGGAUUGGGUCCAGUUCCCCAACACGGACCCGGAGGGCGUCAUGGACUUUAUCUAUCCGAAUGGUUCUUCGUGUGGUUGGUGGCUCAAGGCAGACAAGCCCGUCCUCAUGAGUGGCUACAAUGUCGAUCGCAACUCGAAUCACUCUGGUGAAACUCUGAUCGUACGUGCGGAGCCCCUCUACGACAUCUUCUCGCGAAACUUCAUGCCCGGCUACGUUCCCAAGCUCAACAAUAGCCGCAAUCCAAUAUCGCAUACGGUCGUCGCGUCGGGCCUGACUUUGGAGAACAUCUAUAACAACGCCACUCCAAUAGCUCAUGAGUGUAUCGUUUCAUGGGCUGUCAAAACCCUGGAAUCCUCCUAUUCGGAGGGUGGUUAUGUGGAGAAGGUUACUGACGUUUUUGUCAACAACACCUUGACUGAAAGCCCUUGGCUUACAAGACAUAUCCCAAUGCCGAACAAUGCCAUGGAUCUAUGGGAGUACAUCUACCUAGAGAAUAUCACCAUGGUGAGCAAGAACGGAAACACCUACACCAUCGACAACGACACUCACCUCCUUACACUUUCCAUUUUUGACGAUGCGUUCCCAUCGUACUACACUCUGCUCAACAGUACGAACGAGGAUGACGCCAUGCUAAGCUACAAAAGAUGGAAAACCAUUGUGCCUUACACGCGCAACGUAACCUACAACCCUCUCUUAUACAACAACAUCUCAAAGCAUUUCGACAAUAUGGCUGAGGCUAUGACGAAUUUGCUACGUUCUGCGACAAAUGACGUUGAAAUGGUACUUGGUCCUUCUUACGACCAGGAGGCCAUUGUUGAAGUUCGCUGGUGGUGGCUGUCGCUUCCCUUGAGUUUGCUCGCGUUUACAGGCUUGUUCCUGUUGGCAACCAUACUAAGGAGUUCCAAGGAAAAUGGUGUCGUUGGGGUUUGGAAGACUUCCGCCAUUGCUACCAUUCUGUAUGGCCUGCCUGACCACAUGACAGAAAAGAUGAGGUCAGAAAAGGAACACGGAACUCCUCGAGCACAAGCGAAAAUGGUGAAAGUGAAAUGGAUACCGAAGCGGGGCUGGAGGUUUUCUGGUGCCAGCAGUGUCUCGCCAACUUCAGUUGCUGACCACAAACAUCGCCAUUCCUCAACGAGUUCAAUUGCAUCACACAAGCUCCGCCAAUCACCGCCAAAUGAAUGGAUAUGA
This is a messenger RNA of Didymosphaeria variabile, 2535 nucleotides long. RefSeq lists its product as uncharacterized. The record is from RefSeq and is a predicted model, not a curated record. Lineage: Eukaryota; Fungi; Ascomycota; Dothideomycetes; Pleosporales; Didymosphaeriaceae. The coding region runs from base 1 to 2535 and encodes 844 amino acids. The transcript has a single exon.